Molecule: messenger RNA, 1100 nt
Organism: Salvelinus fontinalis (brook trout)
Lineage: Eukaryota; Metazoa; Chordata; Actinopteri; Salmoniformes; Salmonidae
Product: stathmin-like
Exons: 5
Coding region: 319-753 (144 amino acids)
Biological process (GO): microtubule depolymerization; regulation of microtubule polymerization or depolymerization; neuron projection development
Cellular component (GO): neuron projection; cytoplasm
Molecular function (GO): tubulin binding
Source: RefSeq, a predicted model, not a curated record
UGGAGACUAGGUGGGUGUGAUCACACUCUUGCCUCGGUCUGCGCUUUUUCCCAAUUCCUAUGUCGUCAGUCGACGAUUAAACAUUGACUUUCGACACCACUAAGGACACAUUGCUGUGCUUUAACUUACAUGUGAAGAGGGGUUUCAGUCCGCCAACGGUUAAGAUAGCUAGCUACAGUAGCUAGAUUAUUUAUUCAGGUUGUUAGCCAGUGUCUGUCCCCCUGCUGAGCUGACAGUGUAGCGGAGUCCAUUGUCUCCUCAGCACCAGUUUGCUAUUCGUGCAUUUGCAGGCAUAGCAACACUCAGUACUCUGCUGAAAUGGCAUCCUCUGGAGAGAUCCUGAUCAAGGAGUUGGACAAGCGUGCUUCAGGUCAAGCAUUUGAGGUAAUCUUGGCCCCCGAUGCCAAGGGUGAAAUCCCCCUACCUCCCCCGAAGGAGAAGAAGGAGAUGUCCCUGGAGGAGAUUCAGAAGAAACUGGAGGCUGCAGAGGAGAGACGCAAGAGUCAUGAGGCAGAGGUGCUGAAGCACUUAGCUGAGAAGAGAGAGCACGAGAAGGAAGUUCUGAAGAAAGCCAUGGAAGAGAACAACAACUUCAGCAAGACGGCAGAGGAGAAGCUCAAUCAGAAGAUGGAAGCCAACAAAGAGAAUCGCACGGCACGAAUGGCAGCACUCAAUGAGAAAUUCAAGGAGAAGGAUAAGAAGCUUGAGGAGGUACGAAAGGCAAAGGAAACAAAACCAGAGGGGGAGAACUGAUUUUCUUUUGUAAUAUUUUUUUAAAAACUUGUGCAAAGAUAUCUUUUUGUUCUGUUCAAUGACAGUAUUAUAUUUGUCAUUGUUAUAGUUUUAUUCACCUUGUUAGGAUUAGUUAGGCUGUCCAUUGUUGCUUUUGUUGUGGAUGUGUAAGUAUUUCUUCCCCCACCUCCGGUAGAUUUGUGUAUUGCAGUUUAUGACCUUUGAAAUAAGCAGCGUUUUUACCUAUAAGGAAGCAUGCCACUGUUACACAUUGGUCCUUAUUGUGAUUUACAUAACGUAAGUAAAUCCUUGUACCUUGUAAAACUGCGUUUAUCUGAUCUUAAUAAAGUUGCAAUUGUUCUUUAAAA